Anguilla anguilla (European eel) is the source of this 3344-nucleotide messenger RNA. RefSeq names its product zinc finger E-box-binding homeobox 2-like. Lineage: Eukaryota; Metazoa; Chordata; Actinopteri; Anguilliformes; Anguillidae. The record is from RefSeq and is a predicted model, not a curated record. Bases 117 to 3344 code for a protein of 1075 amino acids. Gene Ontology annotation, biological process: anatomical structure development; regulation of transcription by RNA polymerase II. The transcript is spliced from 9 exons. Gene Ontology annotation, molecular function: RNA polymerase II cis-regulatory region sequence-specific DNA binding; DNA-binding transcription factor activity, RNA polymerase II-specific.
UCUCCCAGACACCCGCUGCGGGCAACGGCGAUGUGGAGCACCUUCACAGUAUCUCCUCUUACCCAAGCAGCCGAGACGAGCACCUUUAUUCACGGACAAAUACCACCGUCGGCGGGAUGGCCGAGGAGAGCCGCGGAAAGAGACGGAAACAGGCGAACCCGAGGAGGAACCAAGUGGAUGUGGAGAAGCUGACUGGCCUGGGCUCGGAGGGGGAAGAUGAGGGCGUGGGGUGGGGCAUGGAGACCCAUGACAUCUAUGACAAAAGCAGCCUAACACCCAGCGAGGGCACCGAGACAGCCAGCCCCGCCCACUACGCCAACUCCCAUUCCCCAAGCCCCGCCCACUAUGCCAACUCCCAGCCCCUGAGCCCCACCCACUAUGCCAACUCCCAGCCCCCAAGCCCUGCCCACUAUGCCAACUCCCAGCCCCCAAGCCCAGCCCACUAUGCCAACUCCCAGCCCCCCAGCCCCGCCCAUUAUGCUAACUCCCAGCCCCCAAGCCCCGCCCACUAUGACAACUCCCAGCCCCCAAGCCCCGUCCACUAUGCCAACUCCCAGCCCCUGAGCCCCACCCACUAUGCCAACUCCCAGCCCCUGAGUCCCACCCACUAUGCCAACUCCCAGCCCCUGAGCCCCGCCCACUGCACCAACUCCCAGCCUCUGAACCCCACCCACAGCUGGACGGGGGGUCCUCCCAACACCAGCACCCCAGGGAAGAGAGAGGGGCACAGGGACAAGCUAAUGAUUUACAGUCACAGCGACCCCCGAGCGGCGGAGGACUCGGCUCAUUACGACUUCCUGAUGCAGCUCCGGCAGGCCUCGAACCCGGGACCCUGGCCCGAAGGACACGCCCACAACGGAGCCGCGGGCGUCUACCGCCCGGCCCGGCCCGCCCGCGAGGGCACGCGCCCGCCCUGCUGGUCGCCAGGGAAACAGGACUCACCCGAGGGACACGAGCCGCCCCCUGCCAGCGUGGAAGGCCUGAGGUCUGUUCUGGCGUGCCCGUUCUGCCAGCGCACCUACCGGAGGGACGCGGCCCUGCGCGAACACGUGCGCUUCUGCCAGGAGCGGGACGGCAGCGGCCGUCUGGACUGCCCGCUGUGUGGCUACAGCUCCCCCUACAGGGCUCAGAUGGAGCGGCACAUGGCCAUGCACAGUCUGGCGCACAGCAAGCAUGCGACCAUGUACGACCCCGCGGUGGAAAACAGGAAGUUUAAGUGCCUGCAGUGUGGAAAAGCCUUCAAAUAUAAGCACCAUCUGAAAGAGCAUCUCCGUAUCCACAGCGGGGAAAAGCCGUACGAAUGCGCCAACUGCAAGAAGCGCUUCUCGCAUUCGGGCUCGUACAGCUCGCACCUGAGCAGCAAGAAGUGCCUGAGCGGGGGCGGCGCGGGAGGGGUGCUCAACGGACAGGUGUACCACGCCACGUACCUGCGCAGCUCCUCCCCGGGCUCACCCCCUGCUGGCCACGAGCGGAACAGCGGGAAGGGCUCGCCGUACGCCUUCCCGAGCCCCGGGGCGCUGCUGGACCGGCCCAGGGCGGGGCAGCCGGAGCAGGCGCUGCUGGAGGGGUCCCGCCUCGCCCACGGCCAGGAGCCCCCGGGGUUCUGGGACCCCGCUUCCGAAUUCUACCGGGCAGACCUGUACAGGUGCACUAGCCUGUUGCCGUACCUGCACGGCGGGGACAAGUUCGGGCGCGUCCUGCAGGAGAUGCUGAGGAGGGGCGGGGCGCACGGGGAGGAGGGCGUUGCCGGGGUGGGGGAGGGCGGAGCCCAGGGGGAGGGGCCUGGGGUGAGGGGGGCGGAGCUGGAGGAGGGCGGGGUCACGUGCCGCUGGUGCUCGCAGCUCUUCCCAAACCACGCGGUGCUGGUGCAGCACGAGCGCUACCUGUGCAGGAUGAACCGGGACGGCCUGGAGGCGCUGGAGCGCCCCCCGCAGGGCAGGGGCAAAGAGGCGUCCCAGGCCGCCACCGCCGCCCUGCCGCACCACGCCCACAAGGCCAACGGCUUCGGUGGGGAGAGGUCCCCAAUCCGCCGGUCCUCCUGGCCCCCCCUGCCCCAGCGCUCCCCCCUCCUCCGCCACCCCGACCCCCCGGGGUCCCGCCCCCUCUGGCCCACGCAGGAGGCUGGCAGCCCCAGCCCCGCCCACCACCCCGCCAGCCCCGCCCACCACACCGCCAGCCCCGCCUCCCCGUCAUUCCUGGAGAGGCGGCGCGGGGCGCCCAGAGGGUUCGACUCGCCCCUCUGCCUGGACCUGUCGGCCCACGCCCCCGCCUGCUCCCCCCCGAGCAGGCCCACGCCCCCCUGCGGGACCCCCAGCUCGGCCGGCUCCCAAAGCGAGCCCCUGGACCUCUCCCUGCCCAAGCCUCGCUGGGCCUCAGGGGGAGAGCGACGCUGCAGCAGUGCGACUCUGCCCGGCGACAGGAGGCCCGCCCCGCCCCCGCCCCCACCCCAGACCCCCGGGGCCUACGGCGGGACGCCUGCGUUUGGGGGCCCCAUGUACAGUGCCUUUCCCCUCUUCAAUCCCGUCAUGCCUGUGGGACACCACGACAGCCUCUCCCCCCUGUCCUUCAACCCCCCCGCCCAGAACAGCACCCCCUUACUGCCCCCCCUGCCCUACAUGCUGGAGUCCGACACCGAGUCCUUUCUCAAGAGGGUCCAUCAGGAACGGCAGACGUUACUGAGCGAGGCGCUGAGCCGGGGGUGUCUGGACUACCUGCCUCUGAUGGAGGAUGGAGCUGAAGGGGAGGGCGGGCCCGGGAGGAAGAGGCUGAAGAAGACGGACGAGGGUCUGUACGCCUGCGACAUCUGCGACAAGACCUUCCAGAAAAGCAGCUCCCUCCUGAGGCACAAGUAUGAGCACACAGGCAAGCGUCCUCACGAGUGCGGGAUCUGCAAAAAGGCCUUCAAGCACAAGCACCACCUGAUCGAGCACAGCCGGCUGCACUCGGGGGAGAAGCCCUACCAGUGCGACAAGUGCGGCAAGCGCUUCUCCCAUUCGGGCUCGUACUCGCAGCACAUGAACCACCGCUACGCCUACUGCGGGCGCGACCCCGCUGACCCUGACCCCGCCCCCGAGCUUGACCCCCUGCCCCUGCUGCCCCUGUCCCUCUACCGGCCGCGUGGCCGGGAGCUGGAGGGCGUGGCCCAGGAGGCGGGGCCGGGCGGGGCUCGCUUCCUCAGCACCUGCAGCUCGGACAGAGAGCCGAGCGGCGCGGAGCCGGGGGCGGGGCGGGGGGCGGACCUAGGGGCGGAGCGUGAGGCCAGCGGGAUGGCGGUAGCGGGGGAGGGCAGCCCCCAGAGGGACGGGGUUCAGGAGCGAGACGACGGAGACCGUGACACUGGCUAA